AUGCCGCAAUACCGAGGAAGUCGUGAAGUCAUAUCGAUUCACGUUGGUCAGGCUGGUGUUCAAAUCGGAAACGCGUGUUGGGAGUUGUUUUGUUUGGAGCACGGCAUUCAACCUGACGGAUAUCAUGUCGACGACGACACUUAUGAUGAAGAGACCGAAGUGCUGAACACGUUUUUCGCCGAAACCGCCGGCGGCAAAUAUGUUCCGCGGUGUUUGUUCGUUGAUUUGGAGCCGACAGUUGUUGAUGAAGUCCGAACCGGAACAUAUAAGAAUCUGUUCCAUCCGGAACAGUUGUUGUCCGGAAAAGAGGAUGCGGCGAAUUGCUACGCGAGAGGAAGAUACACGAUCGGAAGAGAAAUGAUUGACGUGGUGAUGGAUCGUGUGAAGCGGCUAGCCGAGAACUGCAAAGGCCUUCAAGGCUUCCUCAUAUUCCAUUCGUUCGGCGGAGGAACUGGCUCGGGAUUCCUGUCGCUUCUCAUGGAGCGCCUCUCGACCGAAUACGGAAAAAAGCCGAAACUCGAGUUCGCGAUUUAUCCAGCUCCGCAAGUGUCGACGAGUAUGGUCGAGCCGUACAAUUCGAUUCUAAUGACGCAUACGACGUUGGAGCAUUCCGAUUGCACAUUCAUGGUCGACAACGAGGCGAUUUAUGAUAUUUGUCGACGAAAUCUGGAUCUCGCGAGACCGACCUAUACGAAUUUGAAUCGUCUAAUUGCACAAAUCAUCUCCUCAAUUACCGCUUCGUUGAGAUUCGAAGGAGCUCUGAAUGUGGAUCUCACCGAGUUCCAGACAAAUUUGGUCCCCUAUUCUCGUAUUCACUUCCCGUUGGUCACUUAUGCACCAUUGGUGUCGGCCGAACGAGCCUCGCAUGAGCAGAACUCGGUCGCCGACAUGACUCAUGCCUGCUUCGAGCCUGGCUAUCAAAUGGUCAAGUGCGAUCCGCGACGCGGCAAAUACAUGGCCGUGUGUCUGUUGUAUCGCGGCGACGUCGUUCCGAAGGACAUCAAUUCGGCGAUCGCUUCGGUGAAAACGAAACGAACGGUGCAGUUCGUCGAGUGGUGUCCGACCGGAUUCAAAGUCGGAAUCAAUUUCCAGCCGCCGACGGUGGUGCCUGGAGGGGAUCUCGGAAAGCAGACGAGGAGUGUGUGCAUGAUCAGCAACACGACGGCAAUCGCUGAAGCAUGGGCUCGUCUCGACUACAAAUUCGAUUUGAUGUACUCGAAACGAGCAUUCGUGCAUUGGUACGUCGGUGAAGGAAUGGAAGAGGGCGAAUUCUCAGAAGCCCGCGAAGACAUGGCGGCGUUGGAGAAGGACUACGAGGAGAUCGGCGAGGAUGAGCUGCCCGACGACAUCGACGACGAUCAAUCCUAUCGAGGUUCGAGGAGUCGAGCAUCAAAUUAUUGA
Messenger RNA from Caenorhabditis bovis, 1401 nucleotides. Lineage: Eukaryota; Metazoa; Nematoda; Chromadorea; Rhabditida; Rhabditidae. The record is from the annotation of a GenBank genome assembly.